AUGGAGAGUCCAAGGGUAUUGGAGCCCUUCCAGCCAUCAGAGCCCGACACGUGGGAAGACUACGUCGAACGCUUCGAGUUCUUCGCAGAGGCUCAAGGGAUCACCGAUGCCAGCAAAAGAAGGGCCACAUUCCUGAGCUACUGUGGGCCUGAGACCUUCAAGCUGGCCAAGGCAUUGCUUGCUCCAGCGAAGCUAAGUGAGACAUCUCUCAAAGAUAUUCUUGCCUGCCUAACAAGCCACUUGGCGCCUACUGAGACCAAGAUGGCUCGGCGGAUGGAGUUUCAUAAGAGGCAGCAGCAUGCUGGGGAGUCUGUAUCUGCAUUUCUGGCUGAACUGCGGAAGCUCGCUCAGCACUGCGACUUCCAAAAUCUGGAAGAGACUCUCCUGGAUCGGUUUAUCGGUGGUCUGAGCAGCAAGAAGGCCAGAAGACGCAUCGUGGCUAAAGAAGAGGUUACCCUUGCUUCAGCCUUGAAGGAGGCCACCGCCACGGAGAAUUAUGAAAGAGAGGAGCUUGAUGCCAGUCGCAAGGCCCCUAAGCCACAGAUAGAAGUUGCGCAUGCCAUGGACGAGCUAGAGGCUACUCCGAGCCAGAGCCCAGUCCGUGGGGUCGAGUCAGUGAGUCAGGCCUGCACAGUGCACAAAGAUCACCGAGGCAGGUGCCCAGGUUGUGGCGGAAACCAUGAGCGGAAGAGUUGUCGUUUCCGGGAUGCUAUGUGCCGGACGUGCGGGAAGACAGGUCACAUCGCCAGGGUCUGUAGAUCGGCGGCGUUGGGAGCGACAGGAGCACCUAGACCGGAGCAUCGCAGACCGCCCGCAGCAACCCAUUUUCUAAAGGACUGCCACUACGUUACGGAGAUCAACGGGAGGGUCGUGCAGUUCCCAGCACAAGGCAAGGCACACGUCAAGGUGAAGAUUGAGGGUCAGCAGUGCGACAUGGAGGUGGACUCCGGAUCUGGAUUCACUAUCGUGUCGGACCAGACCGCGAGGACAUUCUUCCCCAGGGGUAAGUUGCCCCCUCUGGAACCCUUCCCGGCAACCUUGCAGUCAUACUCAGCGGGCCGCAUCCAUGUUAUGGGAAUGUGUGCCGUGAGAGUACAGUUCCGGGACAAACAGGCUGUACUCAAACUGGUGAUUGCGAAGGGCAGUCGCCCCAGUCUCCUGGGCACUGACUGGUUCCCCGCCCUGGGACUGAGUAUAUCAGGGCUUAAUUCAAUCCAAACCUGCCCUGAGAUGAGCGAGGCAUUAUGCAAAGAAUUUGCUGGUCUCUUUAAUGGAAAACUGGGUUGUUAUAAAGGGCCCCCAGUUGACUUCGAGUUGGACCCUGGGGUGGCCCCAAUCCGACUCAAACCAAGGCGAGUGCCAUUUGCACUGCAACCCAAGAUCGAAGCAGAGCUGGAUAAAUUGGUCAAGCAGGGAGUUCUCUCACCCGUGGACUCUGCUAAGUGGGAGACUCCAAUCGUCACGCCCCUUAAAGCAAAUGGGGAAGUCAGGAUCUGUGCAGAUUACAAAUGUACUAUCAAUAAGGCACUCAGGGAAACUCAUACCCCAUUCCAGUCGUAUCACAUCUGUUGGCUAAACUGGCUGGGGGCAAGGUGUUCGCCAAAAUUGACCUGGCACAAGCUUACCAACAGCUGCCAGUAACCCCACAAUCAGCGGAAGCACAGACUAUUGUCACACAUAAAGGGGCGUUCAGAGUUAACAGAUUACAAUUUGGAGUUUGUGUGGCCCCAGGGAUUUUUCAAGGGCUCAUGGAACACCUGUUAAGAGGUCUGCCGGGGGUCUUGCCAUUCUUGAUGACGUUUUGAUUGCUGGAAAAGACCCACAGGAACUGGUUGCGCGUGUUCGUGCAGUGUUGCUCAAGUUCAAGGAGGUGGGGUUGCAACUGAAAAAGGAAAAAUGCAGUUUUGGGGUGCCAACUGUGGAUUUCUUGGGGUUUAAAAUUGAUGCAUCAGGCAUCCACCCCACAGAUGCUAAGAUUAAGGCCAUCAUCGAGGCGCCACGACCACAGAACAAGACGGAGUUGCAGUCAUUCCUGGGACUUAUUAACUUUUAUCAUUCGUUCUUACCCCAGAAAGCUUUGGUAGCUGAACCAUUACAUAGACUGUUGCAGAAACAGACUGUGUGGCGAUGGGGGCAGGGGCAGCAGAAGGCUUUUGACUCCUUGCGAGGAAUGCUGAGUAGCAGGAGUGUCCUUGCUCAUUAUGACGAGUCAAAGCCUCUGGUCCUGGCAUGUGAUGCCUCUCAAUACGGCCUGGGGCGGUGCUAAGUCAUAUGGAACCGGAUGGGUCGGAAAAGCCCAUCUCAUUCUAUUCCCGUACGUUGUCGCCCCCGGAGCGCAACGAUGCUCAAAUUGACAAAGAGUCUCGUGCAAGUGUGGCAGGAAUCUAAAAGUUCCAUGAUUAUGUGUACGGUCGCCAUUUCUACAUUGAAACGGACCACAAGCCACUGUUAGGGUUGUUCAACCCGAACAAACAAACGCCACAAAUUCUCUCCCCCAGAAUGUUACGUUGGUCUAUAUUCCUGAACGGGUUCCAGUACACCUUGACCCAUGUGCCGGGGAAACGGUUGUGCCACGCGGAUGCGCUGAGUCGAUUGCCCCUUCCUGGCGGGAGCACUGAGGAUCCUGCUCCAGCGGAGCACAUAAUGAUGCUGGAAACACUUCCGGGGGCUCCUGUAACGGCUACUGAUAUAGCUGAGAAAACGAGGAAAGAUGCUGUUCUCUCCCGUGUGCUCACUUGGGUGGGGAGGGGGUGGCCAGGUGGUCCGCAUGAAGACAAAUUCAGGCCUUAUGCGACUAGGCAGCACGAGUUGUCCAUGCAUAAGGGUUGUCUCCUGUGGGGAGAUAGGGUCAUCAUCCCAGCACCACUGAGAAACAGGGUUCUUGAGACGCUUCACAUGGGACACCCGGGAAUGGUCAGGAUGAAGUCGCUAGCCCGAUGUUAUGUGUGGUGGCCUGGAAUGGACCAGAACAUAGAACAAUGGGUACGAACAUGCAAGGCAUGCCAAGAGGUGCGGCCAGAAGUGGCCAGAGCACCAGUCCACUGGUGGGAGCAGUCCAGAUCUCCCUGGAGCCGGCUGCACUUAGAUUUUGCUGGGCCAUUCCAAGGAAAGGUCUUUUUGGUUAUCGUUGAUGCAUAUUCCAAAUGGUUAGAAGUGGCGAUGGUCCCUAGCAUGGCAUCAGCUGCCGUCAUCAAGGUGUUGAGGCAGCUGUUUGCAACCCACGGGUUACCUGAGACCAUUGUAUCAGAUAAUGGGGCAGCUUUUGUAUCCCAAGAAUUCAGGGCAUUCUUGGCUGAUAACUUCAUAAGAGGGGUCACAUCCGCGCCCUUUCACCCAUCCUCCAAUGGGCAGGCUGAGCGCAUGGUAAGAACAGCCAAAGAAUCCAUUGCGCGCUUAAUGGAGGGUAACUGGUCAGCUCGCAUCGCGCGAAUGUUAUUUUUGCAGCAUGCGACGCCGUGUACCGCAACGGGCAAGUCGCCAGCUGAGCUGCUCUUGGGUAGGAGACUGGUAACGGUGCUGGAUUAUGUCCACCCGGAUAAAAUGCCAAACCAUAAUUCAAGAGCAACCCCCCAGGCUGAGACUGACACAACAAGGUAUCUCGCCCCUGAAGAUCUGGUCUGGGUGAGGAACUAUUCACGAGGUUCGCGGUGGGUGGCUGGUGUGGUCACCCGGGCUAGUGGACCUGUGUCCUAUUAUGUGACCUUGGAAAAUGGGCAAGUGUGGAAGAGACAUAUAGAUCAGCUGAGGCGCCGGGCGCUCAGCAGGGAGGAGCCAGAUAAUUCAUCCCUGGCUAACGACGCAGAGCUGCAAGACCAGAGUGAAAAUGGCCCAGAGGUGCAAUCACCAGGGGCUUUAACAAAUGAACCAGGGUCUGCUAGUCCUCACGAUGACGAGGUACAGAUAGGGGACCCUGAGAUGUCGGGGACUCCAUCUGUUCCUGACGAAACCCCUAGAGCAGCCCCUCUACCACAGGUAACACCCAAUCCAGAACCUGCAACACCUGUUGUCAGGAGAUCAAGUAGAAGUUGUAGGCCCCACAGUACCUGAGAGAUUACGUCUGCUGUGCUCACUAGGGGGGAAGGGGUGUUGUGUAUUGAGUCAAAGGAUUUUAUAUCUGUAUUAUUAUUGUCUGUAUUUGCAUUAGGGUAAAGUAACUGCCUUUUGGUUCCAGAGGGUACAGCUACUAUUGGUUCAUUUAAGCUGCUGUAUUUGGAUCCUCUGUCUUAUUGGUUCCCUCCAAAAGGCAGGACUGUGAUUGCCUGAUAUUGUUCCCUCCAAAAUGUAUCCUUUCUUGCUAGUUCCCUGUCCCUAUAAAUGUAGCUUUCCUCUCCCCAGUCUUCAGUCUUGUUGCUUUAAUAAAGAAGUGUUACUAGAGAACUGUCUCCAGCAUGUUAUAUCAGGAGAGCUGAAAUCACAAACCCCACGUCACAACAGAAGCCAAUUUUCUUGUCCAAUUUAAAUGCCUCCAUUAUCUGAAAAUAAUGAAGCCAGUCUUGCACUUUGUUUUUUAGUUUUUCAAAACUCUGCAAUUUCAGUCUAUCGCCAUCUUGUUGCAAAAUUUCCCAAUAUUUCGGCCAUUUGACCUCCAUAUUGAGCUUUUUCAAGGCUUUCGCUUCCAUUGGUGACAGCCACCUUGGGGUUUUGUUUUCUAAUAAAUCCUUGUAUCUUAUCCAUACAUUAAACAACGCUUUCCUGACAAUAUGGUUUUUAAAUGCUUUAUGUGCUUUGACCUUAUCAUACCAUAGAUAUGCAUGCCAUCCAAAUACAUUGUUAAAACCUUCUAGGUCCAAAAUGUCAGUGUUUUCAAGAAGUAGCCAUUCUUUCAACCAGCAAAAAGCUGCUGAUUCAUAGUAAAGUUUGAGGUCUGGCAGGGCAAAUCCACCUCUUUCCUUUGCAUCUGUUAGUAUUUUAAAUUUUAUUCUGGGCUUCUUGCCCUGCCAGACGAAUCUAGAAAUGUCUUUCUGCCACCUCUUGAAACAGUCCAUUUUGUCCACAAUUUGCAAAGUUUGAAACAAGAACAACAUUCUAGGCAAUACAUUCAUUUUUAUCGCAGCAAUACGGCCCAGCAGUGAAAGCUUCAAAUUUGACCAAAUUUCUAAAUCUUUUUUCACUUCCACCCAACAUUUUUCAUAGUUAUCUUUAAAUAGGUUCCCAUUUUUUUGCAAAAAAUUCACACUCAUUACUUCUAAUGGCGAUAACCAGUGUGGUGUUUUUUGUUCCAAUAGGUUUUUAUACCUAUCCCAUAUUUCUAUUAGAGAUCUUCGAAAUAUUUGUUUUCCAAAUCCUCUAUGGACUUUUGCUUUAUUAUACCAUAGAUAUGCGUGCCAACCAAAUCUAUUAUCAUAACCUUCUAAGUCUAACAAAUCUGUAUCUUCUAAUACCAUUCAUUCCUUUAACCAACAGACAAGAUGCUUCAUAAUACAAUUUCAAAUCUGGCAGGGCGAAGCCUCCUCUUUCUUUAGCAUCUGUUAAUAACUUAUACUGUAUUCUCGGCUUCUUCCCCUGCCAGAUAUAUCUUGAAAAUGUUUUUUGCCAUUCUUUAAAAAUUGUAGCCCCUUUGAUUAUUGGAAUUGACUGAAACAAAAAUAACAUCUUUGGUAGCACAUUCAUUUUCAUAGCAGAAAUCCUUCCCCAAAAUGACAAUUUCACCCUUCCCCAUAUUUCCAGAUCUCUUUUAAUUCCAUUCCAGACCGGUAUAUAAUUAUUAUGGGAAAGGUCAAUGUUUUUAGUAGUUAACCAAAUUCCUAAAUAUUUAACUUUUUUGACCGCUUCUAUACCAAUUUGUUGCUGCAACACUUCCACCAGGUCCUGCUUCAUAUUUUUAACAAUCAUUUUAGUUUUCUUUUUGUUCAAUUUAAAACCUGCCACUUGCCCAAACUGUUCUAUCUCUUCUAACACUUCUUUAGCACUUGUAGCUGGAUUUUCUAAUGUUAGUACUAAGUCAUCGGCAAAGGCUUUCACUUUAUACUCAUUCCGACCGACUGAAAUUCCCGCCAUGCCUCCCGCUGCCGCCAUGCCGCUACCGCACGAUCCCUGUUCUCAUCCUGAAGCAAAGUUCUUAACCCGAGGUACUAUUUCUGGGUUAGCGGAGUCUGUAACCUGAACCGUAUGUAACCUGAAGUGUAUGUAACCUGAGGUACUACUGUAAAAGCCAAGCAAUAAGUCAGUUAAUUGUUGCUGAGUCUCAGCUUCAGGAUCUGUCCUUCGAGUGAGCACUCAGAGCUGAUUACCUUAAGAAUGGAUAGGUUUCCUUAAGAAUGUCAGUUAAUACCAGCCAACAAAGGCAGUGAAAACUAUAGUAAGGCCUCACAUCUAACUUUCUUCAGUUCUUCCUCUAUCACAAGGAUUCAUUAACAUUGUUCAAUAAUCUGGAGCUCCAUUUCGUCCUGAGGCUCUAAUUAGCUUCUCUCUUCAUUGCAGAUGGUGAUGAAUUGGAAGGGAAGAACCAGGAGGACCAGAACAGAAUCCACAUAGUGGAGAAGUCAUAUAAAUAUUCAGAGUGUGGAGAGAACAUCCGCCAAAGCUCCCAGACCACCUCCCAUCAAAGAAAAUGCUUCGUACGGAGGGAUAGCCUCACUUCACACAAAAGAACAAAGAGUAGGGAGAAAUUGUAUCAGUGCUUGGAAUGUGGAAAGAGCUUCAGUCACAGUCACCAUCUCACUUCCCAUCAACGAAUUCAUAUAAAGGAGAAACCUUAUCAGUGCUUAGAGUGCGGAAAGAGCUUCAAUCAGAAGGAUAGUCUCAUUUCCCAUCAAAGAAUUCAUACAGGAGAGAAACCCUAUCAGUGCUUGGAGUGUGGGAAGAGCUUCAGUAGGAAAAAUCAUCUCACUUCACAUCAAACAAUUCAUACAAACGAGAAACUCCAUCAGUGCUUGGAGUGUGGAAAGAGCUUCAGUCAGAGGGUGAAUCUCGUUUCCCAUCACAAAAUUCAUACAGGGGAGAAACCAUAUCAGUGCUUGGAAUGUGGGAAGAGCUUCAGUAAAAGGGCACAUCUCACUUCCCAUCAAAGAAUUCCUACAGGGAGAAACCCUAUCUGUGCUUGGAAUGUGGAAAGAGCUUCAGUUACAGCCACCAUCUGACUUCCCAUCAAAAAAUUCAUACAGGGGAGAAACCCUAUCAGUGCUUGGAAUGUGGAAAUAGCUUCAGCCGGAAGGAUCAUCUCAUUUCCCAUCAAAGAAUUCAUACAAAGGAGAAACCAUAUCAAUGCCUGGAAUGUGGAAAGAGCUUCAGACUCAGGCACAGUCUCACUUCCCAUCAAAGAGUUCAUACAGGGAGAAACCCUAUCAGUGCUUUGAAUGUGGAAAGAGCUUCAGUCAGAGCUCCAAUCUCUCUUCGCAUCAAAAAAUUCAUACAAAGGAGAAACCAUAUCAAUGCCUGGAAUGUGGAAAGAGCUUCAGUCACAGGCACAGUCUCAAUUUGCAUCAAAAAUUUCAUACAGGGGAGAAACCAUAUCAGUGCUUUGAAUGUGGAAAGAGCUUCAGGAAGGGGUCUCAGCUCUCUUCCCAUCACACAAUUCAUACAGGGGAGAAAGCUUUUCAAUGUCAUGAAUGUGGAAAGAGGUUCAGUCGAAGCGACAAUCUCACAAACCAUCAAAGAAUUCAUACAGAGGGGAAACCAAAAAGGAAAAAAAUUUAA
Podarcis lilfordi (Lilford's wall lizard) is the source of this 7635-nucleotide messenger RNA. NCBI's taxonomy places the organism in Eukaryota, Metazoa, Chordata, Lepidosauria, Squamata, Lacertidae. The record is from the annotation of a GenBank genome assembly.